Camelus dromedarius (Arabian camel) is the source of this 570-nucleotide messenger RNA. RefSeq names its product insulin-like growth factor 1 receptor. The record is from RefSeq and is a predicted model, not a curated record. Lineage: Eukaryota; Metazoa; Chordata; Mammalia; Artiodactyla; Camelidae.
AUGGCUGCCGGCUCAGAGACUGAGCUGUGGGGAGCCGUCCCAGCGCUCAUCACGUCCGGGGAUGAGCAGGACCGGACCCUGCUGCUGUGGGGUUCAGGUCGGGAAGCCAUGGUGGCCCCCGAGGCUGCUGGGCCGCGUCCUCCCUUCCAGCGUGGGCCCGUCUGCCUGUCUCCCCGCAGGUGUGAGCUGAUGCACAUGUGCUGGCAGUACAAUCCCAAGAUGAGGCCCUCCUUCCUGGAGACCAGCAGCAGCAUCAAGGACGAGAUGGAGCCCGGCUUCCAGGAGGUGUCCUUCUACUACAGCAAGGAGAACAAGCCGCCUGAACCCGAGGAGCUGGACCUGGAGCCAGAGAACAUGGAGAGCGUCCCCCUGGACCCCUUGGCCUCCUCGUCCUCCCUGCUGCUGUCUGACAGAUACUCAGGACACAAGGCCGAGAAGGGCCCCGGCCCCGGCGUGCUGGUCCUGCGAGCCAGCUUCGAUGAGAGACAGCCUUACGCGCACAUGAGGGGCCGCAAGAACCUGCGGGCCCUGCCUCUGCCCCAGUCUUCGACCUGCUGCUCCUGGAGCUGA